This is a messenger RNA of Acomys russatus (golden spiny mouse), 495 nucleotides long. RefSeq names its product epididymal protein 13 (gene Eddm13). The transcript has 12 exons. The record is from RefSeq and is a predicted model, not a curated record. NCBI's taxonomy places the organism in Eukaryota, Metazoa, Chordata, Mammalia, Rodentia, Muridae. Bases 1 to 495 code for a protein of 164 amino acids.
AUGUGCAGACUGGAGCCAUUUCUGAAGAGGUCCCUGGUGGUCCUCCUUUUCCUGGGCCUGACAGAGGCCUGCAUGCCUCGUGAAGUCGCAGUGGAAGAAAAAAUCAGCAUGCUAACCGGGCUGUUGGGGUUAAUGAGCAGACUGUCUCCGGAAGGUUUCAGACAAAACAUCAUAUCCUCCUCCAAGACACCUCCCCUGGUAACCACUCCAGACGGGACAGAAGAAGAAAGUAAGUACUAUGAAAGGUUAUGGAGUCUGCUGAGCCUCCAAGUGCUGCAUGAAGACACAAGUGACUGCAGAGAAGAAGUGAAGGCUCCCCCGUCCACCACCACGGCCAGGACACUUACGAGGAACGGCAGCGGAUGGAACUUUUUGCGAUGUGCCUACAUGGUCAUGACCUUCUUCUUCGUGUCCUACAAUAAAGGAGACUGGUGUUACUGCCACUACUGUAACCCGGACAUGGAUUUGAGAGACGACCCCUGCUGUUCUUUCUAG